Messenger RNA from Rotaria socialis, 2160 nucleotides. The record is from the annotation of a GenBank genome assembly. Lineage: Eukaryota; Metazoa; Rotifera; Eurotatoria; Philodinida; Philodinidae.
AUGGGUUGUAAAGUGUGUAAGGGACAUACAGUGAACGAAUCCGCUAUACAAAAAACUGGUAAUAAUAAUCCCUCAAGCAAAUAUCAAGUAGGUGAUUCUAUAAUCACUCCAACUAUAGAAGAUAACACAAUUUCAUCAAAUGUAAGGCCAGUAGAUGAUCCGAUCGAAGUUCAACUGCCUGAAAAAGAUAUUCACGUCCAUAUUCAAGUUGCCGAUUCACAAGCAUUCAACAAUUCAUUUGUUCAACAACGUCAACAAGCUAUUAACAAUCGUUCUUAUCAAACGACUGUUCAAUCAUGGCAACCCAAAUCUCUACAACAACUUGCAGAACUUAUAAAAGCCUUUUCCAAAGGAAAAUCUUUAGUUGAUCGACAUUGGAUUAUUUUCUAUUGGAUUGCAUGUAAUAUCGACUACGAUACAGAAUCCUAUUUUUCAAAGAAUUAUAAAGAUCAAACGGCAGAAGGAGUUUUUCGAUUCAAGAAAGGUGUUUGUGCUGGCUAUGCUAAUCUCUAUAAAUAUCUAUGUGAUCAAUUAGGAAUGCCAUGCGAAAAGGUGAGUGGCUAUGCAAAAGGUUAUGGAUUCGAAAUCAGUAACGAUGCUCACACUGAAACUGAUCAUGCAUGGAACGCUGUUGAGAUUGAUCACCAUUGGUAUCUAAUGGAGUCCACAUGGGGAGCUGGACAUAUUGGUGACCGAAAACAAUUUAAACGUGAAUUGGCAUCAUACUAUUUUCUUCCACAUCCAAACGAAAUGAUUUAUCAUCAUUUACCAGAAGAUCCAAAAUGGCAAUUAUUAAAAAAUUCAAUAAAUAUGGAACAAUAUUUAAAACUUCCAAAGCUACACCCACUUUAUUUUGAUUUAAAACUUGAAUUAGUGAAUCCACGUGAUCAGGCUUAUGUCAAUCUUCUUCCUGAGAAACCAUAUGCAUUAGUUCUAAUACGAGCACCAGCAACUGUAAAACUUAUAGCAAGUCUAAAAUCAAAAAAUGACGAGAUUGAUGGAGGACAUCGUAUCACUUUUGAUGAACAAAAGCAAUGGUACAAUUGUUAUUUCGCUCCAUCCCAUGUUGGUAACUAUAAAAUAACAAUUUUUGCGAAAGGAGCUGCUACAGAGUCUAAUACAUAUCACGAAGUACUUGAAUUAUCAUUGGACGUCAAAAAAAUACUAGUAAAUCCGAUCAGUUUUCCAAAAACAUGGGACUAUUUUUCCGACUUGGGUCUACAAGUUAUAUCUCCCCAGAAUACGCAUGUAAUUACACUAAGUAAUGGAAUUAGUAAUACACAAAUUCUUAUUAGGACGCCUGAAGAUGUUGAACUUAUGGGGCAUCUCGAAAACGAAGCAAAACAAGCAAUCACUGGUGGACAUCGAGUUUAUUAUGAUCAGCGAAAAAACGUCUGGCGAUGUGAUUUUGCACCAGAUCGAGAUGGUCUUUUUGAAGCAAUCAUCAUGGCAAAGAAAAAGUUUCAAUCGGGAAGCUACAAUGCAGCUGUUGCAUUCAAAAUUGAAGCUACACAGAUUCCAUUGCCACCGAUAUCAUAUCCUUACACAUGGCAACAUUUCUAUGAUUUUGGACUCAAAAUAAAAGCGCCAGCUCAUCGUUCGAAUCUUAUUUGGGCUGAAAAUGCAUCCUAUGCUGAAGUUCUCAUAAAAGCCCCUGAUGAUGUUCGACUUUCAGGGAGUAUUCAAUAUAAUCGCGUCGCAGUUGAAAAUGGAUCAUUGGCUCAAUUUGAUAAUGAAAAGAAACUCUGGCAAAUUUUAUUUGCACCUGAACGAACGGGCAGACAUGAAAUUACUGUUUUCGCUAGCAAAACUAAUGAAGAGGGAUCAUCAGGGGUGGUACGAUUCGACCUUGAUGUUACCAAACUUCGACGACCAAUGAAAUUUCCCAUGAUAUACUCGACAUUCCAAACUGCUAAAUGUCAGCUUGUUACACCAAUCGAUGGAGUACUAAAGAAAGGCGCCGUAGUUCCAAUUGAAUGUGUUAUUCCAGGUGCAAUUGAUGUUAAUGUGAGAGUUGAUUCAAAAUGGAUUGGAAGUGAAGGCUAUAGAGAUCCUAUUCUACAAAGACAAAUCACGGUCGGAUCGAAGGAAGUAGGGAUCUAUGCAAAAUAUGAACAAAAACCAGGCUAUGACGGUCUCAUCAAGUAUACUGUUGAAUAA